This is a messenger RNA of Electrophorus electricus (electric eel), 3589 nucleotides long. RefSeq names its product circadian associated repressor of transcription a (gene ciarta). Gene Ontology annotation, biological process: negative regulation of DNA-templated transcription; circadian regulation of gene expression. Gene Ontology annotation, molecular function: RNA polymerase II cis-regulatory region sequence-specific DNA binding. Gene Ontology annotation, cellular component: nucleus. NCBI's taxonomy places the organism in Eukaryota, Metazoa, Chordata, Actinopteri, Gymnotiformes, Gymnotidae. The record is from RefSeq and is a predicted model, not a curated record.
GUCAAGCACGUGUGGCGUUUCACAUGUUGUCUCGUCACUGUAAAGUGAAUUCGGGCGAAAAGAACGCUAGCUAGAAAACUAAAAAUGACGUCGAAGAAAUGGCUACAUGGAUUUUUUGAGCAAAGUACUAAACGUCUUGGCUUCAACAAAUUACAAUACUGAUGCACGUUUAAUGAAACGGGAAUGAGGGAACAACAGUAGUUUCUGUCAUAGUCUUUCCUUGCUUGCUUCGUUGUCCCAGACCCAGAACACACUACAAGAGAUGCUUUCACUUGGCAGCUCGUCCAAACGGCUGCCACAUGACUCCCUGUCUUCACCUGCCUACUUCAUGUUCAGUGAGAGUGACAGGACAGAAGACAAGUCCUCCUCAGGAGCCUUUUUAGAGGGAGAAGGGGAGACUGGUUCAGGCAAGCCUAGCUGUUCGCCCUUCACCCUGGGCAGGCAGGCCCCAGAGAGUCCUGAGGCAUGUUUGGACUAUGUAGAACAUCAUAGUUCUGAACAUGAGAAUGACCAAACAGGGCACGACCACAAACCCCCAAAAUGUGCUGGUCUGACUUCUGUAUCAGCUGCUAGAGAUCCCAAAAAAGGAGUCUUUUCUCACAAAUGCAUGGAACUACAUGGUUAUGUCAGACCACUGCUGGAACUGCUGAAUGGAUUAAAAACAGGGAGGUAUGAUAGAGGUCUGAGUACAUUCCAGCAAAGUAUUGCCAUGGAUAGGUUGCAAAGAAUUGUGGGAAUUCUGCAAAAACCUCCCAUGGGAGAGAAGUACAUGCAUACACUUCUGCAGGUAGAGAUAAUGUUAAAGAUUUGGUUUCCUCAAGUGGCUCCCUGUGCCCCCACCUCUCUGUCCCAAAACUCCACCUCCAGCCCUCCACCACAUCAGCAUCAGCUACCUGUAAAGAAACGGCGAUUAAAUUCGUCAGACCCAGAGCUGCAAAGUCUUACCUAUUCAAGUUGCAAAUGCACUCAAGAUGAAGAUCAAGGAUGGCAUCCCAGUCAAAUGAUCUCAGGGCUUCCCAGUCAUGCAACAGCACCUAUUGCAGAGGGUAAAGAUGCCCUUCUUAGAAAUGAAGGACCAGUGAUACCAGAAUCACAAGGUAUCUGCAACCUUGAAAUGGGCAGCAACAACCUAUCCCUGAGUGAGACUCAGGCAGCUAGAGGGAGUGUCCCCUCACUUGUACUACCACCUCCCUCCACAGGUGGGUGCUGCUUAGACACACAGGACUGUUCGGUCUCUUCUACCACCCUUACUUCAGACCCAUACUAGACUAGACAGAAAGGGUUUGGUAACACUCAUCUAUGAACACAAGUCAGUAUGUGAAUGGAGGAGACAAGAAAGAAAGGCAAUAUAAACACUCAUACAACAGAGAAGCUAAACAUAUAGCAUUAAGCAGAUCAUUCUACAAUAUACCAUAUACAAUGGAGAAUAAGGUGUUUCUAUGAAAAUUCUGUUCUCUCUAGACAUCUUGCAACUCUCCAAUGAGGAAUUCACAUUUGCAAUUGAAAUAGCUGUUAUCUUAACAAAUGUACUUCAGCAUGUUGAGCAGCAAAAAGAGUCACUAAAGCAUACCUGCUUCUACAAUACUUAGUUAUACUGCAGUUAGAUGCCUAAACCAAUAUAAACUACAUCUACAGCUAGGCUAUACCUAUAUACAGAAUAAUUUUUGGUAUACUACCCAGAGUCAUUACAGCACAGUAAGAUGACAAAAACCUUAACCACCUGUAGCUUCUAUACCUGUAAACUACCACUAUGGAUGCAAAAAGAACAAAACCUCAAAGUGAUUUAAAAGCUGGAAUUAAAAAAAAUAUUUUACUUGAAGACACUAGGCUUACUGAUGUAGCCUUAAAAUGACACCUAAGAUCCCCAAGAACCAGUAUAUCAAUUGAGUUCAUGAAAACUCACCACCAUAACUCUCUUGUGUAUUUUAUUCAGUGGCAAAGAACCUAACCAAUCAGUUUAAGGGUGAAACAGGUGGCUGUGAAAUUUAAUAUGAAAAACAAAUUGUGGACAAAUUGUAUCAUUGCCAAAUAUGACAUGCACAUCUGUCAUAUAAUUGCUAUGUAAAACCUUUUGCACUAUUUAUUCCAUUUAGUUAAAAAGAUUAGUUGUGCUUUUGUAGUUAAUACAUUUCAAACCAUUGUACUGGAAACAAUUCUAUUUUUGUUUGUUUGUUUUUACAAAACCUAUAUGGUGUUACUUAACUGAUGCACAAUACAUUGGCUAUUAGCAUGUACAACAUCUUAAACUAAACCUUUCCUUCCUAUCUUUAUAUAGGAUGGAUUUGCAAGCAAGCCUGACAUGAGUGCAAGUAUUGUGAAUUACUCUGUCUAAGGAGCAUGGCUUCAUAAGAGUUUUUGAAUUUUAAUAGAGGUCAAUACAAAUUCUACAUUUAUUGACCAGAAUUCUAUGUUUCGUUUACAAACGUGAAGUCCGUCUCUAGAUUUCUUGUGUUGAUUGUGCCCACUCAGGAUCAAAUGUUGAGGAUAAAGUGUUACAAUUGGAUAUGUAUCAUUUAAGGUAUAUUACUAUCAAUAGAAAGCAUGGCAAUAUUUUCAUGAAGUAACUGUCUGCCUUUAGACUAAUACAAGGUCAUAGACAGUGAUAAGCACAGCAAUAUUAAGAGAAGGAGAAUGUGACAUGAAAAUAUAAGACUUGCCUCAUUGUGUGUGAAUGACUGCAGAAGAGGGGAUUCCCUCAUGUGUGUAAUGGGAAGUGUGUUUGCAGCCAUCUUAACUAUAGUACAGUACUGUCGUGAUGUACUUUCACAUAUUAAUGUUGUAAUAAUUUACAUAAUUAAAAUCUUUUUAAUCUUAAACCUUGGUGCAUCUUCCCCUGCCAGCUAUUUGCUUUGUUGCAUCAAAUUAUGUUUUGAAUGUAGUUUUACUGAAAAUGAAAUAUUUUCAGAAAAUUAAAUGUUCUCUUUAAAUUUGUUUAUGAAGCUAUUGAGACUUCAAUUUAUGAUGGAUUUAAAUUUUUAUUGAAAAUUGAUACCCAUCUAAACAUUUUUCUUCUUUUUUUAUAUGUGCUGAAACUGUUUAGUCAUGCUUAUUAAUGUCAGACCUUUAUGUAUGAAAUGUGAACUGACCCAAUUACAGGGUAAUUGAUUCUGUAAACUAUAGAUGCUUUAGAUAGCAUAUUUGGUAACAGGUUGAUGAAAACCAUGCACAACAUUCAGUGGUCAAAGCAACGCACCAUGCACGUGACCUAUUUACCACCCUGGAAUGAGAGCUUGUGCCAAUGUAUAAGAAAAUGUUAAUUCAAAAUGUGAGACUUGGAUGAUCUUUAGAAUAUGAUCAGAGUACUGCCCAAUUGCAUUUCUUAUUUUUAUCCCACCCCUUAUUUUCGAGUGUCUACUUGCUCCUUGGAGUUACAAAUGGUAAUGGUUCAAAUGUUCCCAUAUGAAAUGGGACAAUCCUUCAAGCACCUAAUGUAUCAUCAGUAAUUGUUGACAGCUUAAUAUGCAGUCCUCAGCUGUGGUGAUCUCUCUUGCAUGGGCUAUGGGUAUCCUUUUUGGUUGUCUGUAGUUGUUGUUCACAACUUCAAUUUUAUGUUUCAGUCGGUCACCAAAUAAAAAAGGACACUGCUUCA